UCAUCAGCAAGCGUCGGAAGUGCGUCCAGCGUCAACACACGCGCGUGAGUCCCCCGAGCCGCCGCUCCUCGCGCAAACAAGCGGUCUGUGAGGUUCGCGUGCGACGACCCGCUCCUCUCAGCCGCGGCGCGUCGCGUCGACAAACGUUAUGCUUUCGCGUCUCUGCGCACUCGGAGCGCUGGGAGCGUGUAAAGAGCCCGUGCCGCAGAGAGCCGCCAGACUGAUGCAGACCCAGUCCUCCAGGAAGGCCAGGGCUGUCAGGGACACCCUGCGCCAUGUGAAGGCGAAGGAGGGCCGCAGGCAGGGCGAGCUGCACGGGCCCUCCACCGUCUAUGUGCAGGUGGUGGGCUCCGGGAGCAGAGACAACGGGGCCUCUCUUUAUGUCUUCUCCGAGUACAACAGGUAUCUGUUUAACUGCGGCGAAGGAACGCAGAGGCUGAUGCAGGAGCACAAGAUAAAAAUCGCAAGCUUGGACAACAUCUUCCUGACCAGGAUGAGCUGGGAGACGGUCGGCGGUUUGUCAGGCAUGAUCCUGACCCUCAAAGACACCGGGGUCCCUCAGUGCGUCUUCUCAGGACCCCCGCAGCUGGAGAAGUAUUUGCAAGGCAUUCGAGUGUUUUCGGGGCAGCUGGAAGGCAUUAAACUUGCUAUCAGACCGUAUACAGAACCUCAAUAUAAAGACGACACGAUGACCGUCAGCCAAGUCCCUCUCUUCUCAGCUGGGCGUAAGGAGGAGGAGGAGGACGCCGGCGGUUCUCCAGGCUCUGGACACGGCAGCAGUCCCAGCGGUGGCCAGAAGGGGGCGUUCAGGAGACAGGACCAGCACGGGGACGGUCAGGGACUCAACGCCAGCAGAAACUCAGCCGGUCCAGAAGACAAAGAAGCGUUUACUAGAGACUCGUCUUUCGUGGUGACCUACGUGUGCAAGUUGCUCUCGAAGAAAGGAAACUUCAUGGCUCUGAAAGCUAAAGAGAUGGGCCUGCCGGUAGGAACGGCGGCCAUCGGGCCCAUAAUCGAAGCUCUGAAAGCCGGAAGAACUGUGACGUAUGAAGGAAAAGAGAUCCGGCCCGAGGAGCUGUGCACCCCGGCCGAUCCCGGACCUGUUUUUCUAGUCGUGGACUGCCCGUCAGACGACUUCGUCCAGCCGCUCUGCACCAAUCGCGUCUUACAAAGGUAUCAGACGGGGGGAUCGGAGGAUUCGGCGGCUCUCGUGGUUCACAUGACUCCCGAGUCAGUGUUGGACACGGAGGAGUACAAGAGCUGGAUGGAGAGGUUCCCCAGCAGCACUCAGCAUCUGUUGAUGAAUGAGCAGACGUUCACGACACACAACACCCGCAGUCACAAACUCCAGACGCAGCUCGGCCUCAUCCAUCCUGACAUCUUCCCUCCGCUCAAACUCUACAAGACCAAAGAGCCGCCGGCUUCUCUCCUCGUUCCUACCGUCAGAGCCGAGUGUCUGAUCAAGUUUCAGCUCCGGCCCAAACUGGAAUGGCAAAGAGAUGCCAUCCUGUCCUGCGACUCUGAGGAGUUCGUGAAGGAAGCAGCCGAAGUGCCAAACUUCUUAGAGGAAGUUGAGGAAUGCAGGAAGUUCCAGGCGGCUGCGUCCGUCUCCUCGUCUGGUGAGAGGUUUCCGGAGAUUGUGUUUCUGGGCACCGGCUCAUCUCUACCGAUGAAAAUCAGAAACGUCAGUGGAACUUUAGUUAACAUCAGCUCGUCUCAGUCGCUGAUGCUGGAUUGCGGCGAGGGAACGUUCGGUCAGUUGUGCCGUCAUUACGGCGAAGACGUGGACGAGAUGCUCUCCAGACUCUCCACCGUCUUCGUGUCGCACCUUCACGCAGAUCAUCACACGGGUUUGAUUCAUUUGUUACUGGAGCGAGAGCGAGCUCUGAAAAGUCUCGGUAAAGCGUUCAGUCCCGUGUUCCUGAUCGCUCCCGUCCAGAUCAUGUCGUGGCUGAACCAGUAUCACCGUCACUGCCAGCAGAUCCUCAGACAGAUCAAGUUUAUCCCAUCAAAGUCUUUGUGUGAAGGCGCUGAGGUCCCCAGAGUCGACAACAUUCAGGCUGUUCUGAAGAAGAACGACCUGCUCAAGUUUCAGACGUGUUUUGUCCGUCACUGUAAGAACGCGUUCGCCUGCAGUUUGACGCAUCAGUCUGGCUGGCAGCUCGUGUUUUCUGGAGACACCAUGCCCUGCGAUGCCGUCGUUAAUAUGGGCAAGAAUGCAACACUUUUGAUUCAUGAAGCCACUCUGGAGGACGGGAUGGAAGAAGAAGCGCUCGACAAGAGACACAGCACCACGUCUCAGGCUAUCGGCAUCGGGAUGAAGAUGAACGCUGAGUUCAUCGUGUUGAAUCACUUCAGUCAGAGGUACGCCAAGAUCCCUCUCUUCAGCGAAGACUUCAACAGCAAAGUGGGGAUCUCCUUCGACCACAUGAGGAUCCGAUUUGGAGAUUUCCAGAUGCUUCCACGGCUCAUUCGGCCUCUGAAGGCAUUGUUUGCAGAGGAGAUUGAAGAGAUGGAGGAGAGGAGAGAAAAGAGAGAGAUGAAGAGAGAGUCCGGAACAAGCCGACAACCUGAUGAGAUGAGCAAAGGUGCCAAGAGAGAGCAAGAUGACCUCAACCAGAAACCGGCAAUCAAACGACUUAAGACCCAUUGAUGGACAUCCAAUCAGGGUGAAGGUUAGAUCAGCCCAACCAGUCAGGCAGGCUUGGGAAAAACUAAACCAAUGGGUUAUGAUCUUAAAAUGUACAUCGUAAGUGCCAUGUUGGGUGGAAGUCUGCAGGGUCCAAUUGGAGAAGGUGAGAUUAAAGCAGCUGAAGAUUUUGAGUUUUAAGCCAAAACUAAAAUGCAGCUUAUUGGUUCGUGGCCGGGAUCAGAUCUGGAGUCAGUCCCGCUGCGAUCGAUUUUGACUAAAGUGAUAGUGGGAAAGAACACUACCUUAAACCUUUGAAUGUUUGUCACUUUAAUUUCAGCCCUCCAGACUGUUUAAACCCGAAACAGAAACAUUUUGGCGCUAAAGGAAGACGUUAGGUUUGGCAUUUUAUUUCGGGAAUGAAGCAGAGUUUCAGUUUAGUUUGAUUCGGGUAGGUUUUUUGUUUUUUUGCAAGUAAACUGAUUGCAGUGGUGUGUGAAAAAAGCACUUGUACAUUUCUGUAUGAACUAUUUUAUGUCUAUGAAAUGGCUGAUCAGCUUAGGCUUUUCUAAUUAUUUUAGGGAAAUAAACAAAAACUGGCAAACUG
Molecule: messenger RNA, 3236 nt
Organism: Puntigrus tetrazona (Sumatra barb)
Lineage: Eukaryota; Metazoa; Chordata; Actinopteri; Cypriniformes; Cyprinidae
Gene: elac2
Product: elaC ribonuclease Z 2
Exons: 24
Coding region: 149-2653 (834 amino acids)
Biological process (GO): mitochondrial tRNA 3'-end processing
Cellular component (GO): mitochondrion
Molecular function (GO): 3'-tRNA processing endoribonuclease activity
Source: RefSeq, a predicted model, not a curated record